This is a messenger RNA of Baudoinia panamericana UAMH 10762, 1511 nucleotides long. RefSeq lists its product as uncharacterized. Gene Ontology annotation, molecular function: methylmalonyl-CoA epimerase activity. Gene Ontology annotation, cellular component: mitochondrion. The record is from RefSeq and is a predicted model, not a curated record. Lineage: Eukaryota; Fungi; Ascomycota; Dothideomycetes; Mycosphaerellales; Teratosphaeriaceae. The transcript is spliced from 3 exons. Bases 495 to 1400 code for a protein of 301 amino acids. Gene Ontology annotation, biological process: L-methylmalonyl-CoA metabolic process.
CUCGAACGCGAGAAGUUCAUCGUUGGUGGCAGGUAUCUGCUCCACGCCUGCAUCAAGGUUGGCGAAAUAAAUCUUCGAGUCGCUACUUUCAAAGCGGACCAAGCUGGUGAAAGGAGCCAUGGUCGAAACUGCUUGAGAUGCAGGACACGCUUCAUCCCGGUCAUGUCUCACUCUUAUAGUACGUAGGAAGCUCGUGCCACUGGUUCCUGAGUUUGUGUGAUAGAGUAAGCUACUGGCCGAGUCUCUCCGCGGCGUAACUCGGCGUAACUGUUGGACAGGCGCAACGACUUCACGAGUUCCUCCGAGGCGCAAUGCAACACUUCUGCGCGUCAUAACAUACCGCGACGGCGCAAUUAAACAAGAUUGUCGUUCCAUCUAUCUAUAAUUGCGCCGACUUGAGCAGUAUAAAAAGAUGUGGCACCUUCUCACGUUCCCAGAAUUAUCAACGAUUCCAACGCCAGUAAUCCAACUACCAUCAUCACUGAACUUUCGCCAUGCCUGCUCUGCCGAUUCCAGAUGUCAAGAACGACCCAUCAAAGGUCCAACUGGCGAGGUUGGGCUUCUUCAUUUUCGAGCAUCCCAAGCUGGCCGACUUUGAACGCUUUGCGGAGGACUUUGGCUUCAUUGAGGCAGAACGUACAGACAACACCAUCUGCUAUCGCGGAUACGGUCGGGACCCUGUCGUAUACGUAGCUGUACAAAGUCCGGACGGCAGACCUCGCUUUCGUGGGCCAGCUUUCGUUGCGAAAGAUGCAGAUGAGUUCGAGAAGGCUGCUCGAUUGCCGGGUGCAUCUCCGGUCAAGCAGCUGGACACGCCUGGUGGCGGCAGGAUGGUGACGUUCGAGCGGGGGGACGACACCUGGUUUCACGUCGUCCACGGCCAGCAGGAGAGGGUUGUGGACGGGAAGCAGCCACCCACUGCCACCCACGAGACACUGGAGCCGUUUAACGGUCCCUUCGAGAAGCCACGAAGAGGUCGUUUCCAGCGGUACCAUGACGGCCCGGCAUUAGUCCAUAAGGCUGGCCACUUCGGCUACGUGUGCCGUCCGUUCGAAGAAGAGCUGAGCUUCUACACCAGCAACUUCAACUUCGUUCAUACCGACGUGCUUUUCCACGACAAGUUCACAGACAUGGACGUGAUGACCUUCAUGCAUCUCGAUCUAGGUCCAGAGUACAGCGAUCACCACAUUAUGUUCUUGCAAAGGGCUAUCCCGGAAGUGAAGAAGACUUAUGUGCAUCACACGAGCUAUGAGGUCGCCGAUUUCGAUACGCAGCUUCUAGGCCACGAACACCUAGCGAAGAACGGCCACCGGAGUGUCUGGGGUGUUGGUCGACAUAUUCUUGGGUCCCAAAUUUUCGGUUCGAGAAUCCUCCAUCGGUCGAAAGCGGCGACUUGCUGAUAUCAUUCUUAUCAGAUUACUGGGCUGAUCCAUCAGGGUGGAAGAUUGAGCACUACGCGGAUGGUGACGUGGUCAACCAAGAGCAUAAGACUGGAAGAGAAGUCGUCGGAC